AUGGUUAGCGUCGUUAACUCCAAAGCUGAUGUCUUGAAGGCCACUCAAGCAUUGUUGGUGAACUGCAAUGCUGCCCAAGGCCUCAGUGAGGUUAUGAAGAGCAAUCUCGGCCCUAGGGGCACUCUCAAGAUGCUCGUUGGAGGUGCUGGCCAGAUCAAGAUCACCAAGGAUGGGAGUGUUCUCCUUAAAGAGAUGCAAAUUCAGCACCCUACUGCCUCUAUGAUAGCCCGAGCCGCUGCAGCACAAGAUGAGACCAGCGGUGAUGGCACCACGUCGACUAUUCUGUUUAUUGCCGAGCUCAUGAAGUUGUCUCAGAGGUACAUCAAUGAUGGUGUGCAUCCCCGCAUUCUAGCGGAUGGAUUCGAUGCAGCUCGGAUGGAGGUAUUGAAUGCGGUCCGUCGUGUUCUCUUGAAUAUUGAUCAUCUUCAGAUAGCAACCUUUUUGGAAGAGUUUAAAGUGAAGUGUGGCUGGGAAGAUAGUGACAUUCUCUCCUGCAUAGCCAGGACCUCUCUCCGGACUAAACUUCCUGGCAAGCAGGCUGACCAGUUGGCGGAUAUCAUUGUCCAGGCCCUCCAGCUCGUAAGGGAGGACAACGAGGAGGUAGACUUGCAUAUGGUAGAAGUUAUGACUAUGCAAGAGAGGCUCGCUAUGGAGACUAGACUGGUGAAAGGCCUUGUACUUGACCAUGGGACCCGCCAUCCCGACAUGCCUCACAGGCUCGAGAACUGCUAUAUUCUCACCUGCAACGUCAGUCUUGAAUAUGAGAAGGCUGAGGUGAACACUACUUUCGCUUACAGCAAUGCUGAGCAGAGGGAACGUCUUGUUGAGUCUGAGAGGAAGUUCACCGAUGAUAAGGUGGCUAAGAUUAUCGAAUUAAAGCAGACUGUGUGUGGUGACUCCGACAAGACUGGCAAGCACUUCGUUGUUAUCAACCAGAAAGGUAUCGACCCCCCAGCGUUGGAUAUGCUGGCUAAGGAGGGUAUCAUGGCAUUGCGUAGGGCUAAGCGGAGAAACAUGGAACGCCUUGUACUCGCAUGUGGCGGCGUUGCUGUGAACUCUGUCGAGGAUCUUACUCCUGAUGAUCUCGGCUAUGCUGAUGAGGUUUAUGAGAAGGUCAUUGGUGAUGAUAAGUAUACCUUUAUUGAAGGAGUCCAACAUCCUCGUUCCUGCACCAUACUCCUCAAGGGCUCCAAUGACUACGUUAUCAACCAGAUGAAGGAUGCUGUCCGUGAUGGCCUACGUGCCGUGAGAAAUGCGGCUCAAGACGGUGCGGUGGUCCCAGGAGCCGGUGCCUUCGAGUUGGCUGGUCAUGACCACUUGAUGGAGUUCAUGAAGAAGAACGUUAGUGGUAAGACUAAGCUCGGUGUUGAAGUUUUCGCCAAGGCAUUGCUGGCUAUACCCCAGACCCUCGCUGAGAAUAGCGGUUUUGAUAUUCAGGACACCAUACUGAAGCUGGAGGAAGAGUACCAGAAUGCUGAUGGCGAGGCGGUGGGCCUAGACGUAUAUACUGGAGACGCCAUCUCCCCCGAAGCUGAGGGUAUCUGGGAUAAUUACGUUGUUAAGAAAGAGAUGCUUGCCUUGGCACCAGUGCUGGCCCAGCAGUUGUUGCUAGUUGAUGAGGUCAUUAGAGCUGGAAGGCAGAUGGGCAAGGAGUAA
Messenger RNA from Perkinsus marinus ATCC 50983, 1656 nucleotides. RefSeq names its product chaperonin, putative. Gene Ontology annotation, molecular function: ATP binding; ATP-dependent protein folding chaperone; ATP hydrolysis activity. Gene Ontology annotation, biological process: protein folding. Lineage: Eukaryota; Perkinsozoa; Perkinsida; Perkinsidae. Gene Ontology annotation, cellular component: chaperonin-containing T-complex. The transcript has 18 exons. The record is from RefSeq and is a predicted model, not a curated record. The coding region runs from base 1 to 1656 and encodes 551 amino acids.